UGUCUGACGCCAUAUAACCGUAAAUAAAAUGUGUUGAGUGCGUCGUUAAAUAAAACAUUUCUUUUCUAUUACAAUUUUUCAAAUAAUAUGAACAAUUUAUGGACUCCAUCACCAAAAAACCAGCUAAAUUAAAAAAAAAAAAAUGACCCUAUGUAAAUAUCUGUACUGUUGUACAAAAAUUCCCUAACAUUAAAUAUUAGCAUUUUCAUUGGUAUAUCGGUUUAUUUCGGUAUUGCGGUAUAAUGAUUUUUACAAAAAUCUAAUUUUUUAACAUUUAUUGCUUUUCAAAAUAGAAAUUCAUAAUCGAAGUGAACCACAUUUAAUAUUUAUGAGCAUGUAUUACACAUUUUCAAACAACAAAUAUAUCAAGUUGUCAUAGUGUAUUGUGAAUUAUGCUUUGUUUUAUUUUAGAUCGGUUGUUCACUUGUGAAGGUCGAGCUUUGUUUGAUUUUUCGCCUACGGGUACAAGUGUCAAGCAGCGGGAAGAACUCUCUCUGGGAUCUGUAUGCAUAUCGAGAUCACGAAACAUAACUUGUUUUCAAGAAAGUAUCACUGGAUGCAUUGUGGAUAUAAAUAAUGAAAUUACUAUCAACAAUUGUUUCUUUGGUUCUGAAGAUAUAAACCGCAAUAUGAUUCCAACUGGAGCCAUGGUGAUGAAAGUAGAUUUAACAGAUGUUUCUAUCGAAGAUGGACAACCUUUCGAAGAUUCACCGCCACUUGAUAAACUAUCAGAUCGGUUCUUCAAUAAUGAAGGUCGAGCUUUGUUUGAUUUUUCGCCUACGGGUACAAGUGUCAAGCAGCAAGAAGACAAAACAGUGGCAAGUUGUGUCAGAGGUGUGUCAGAAAGAAACUGUCUCACUCUGACCACUCUAGUUGCUUCAGGUUCAGACAAUUUGAAAAACCAAGAAAUCUGA
Gigantopelta aegis is the source of this 914-nucleotide messenger RNA. RefSeq lists its product as uncharacterized. The record is from RefSeq and is a predicted model, not a curated record. Lineage: Eukaryota; Metazoa; Mollusca; Gastropoda; Neomphalida; Peltospiridae. Bases 393 to 914 code for a protein of 173 amino acids. The transcript has 6 exons.